Girardinichthys multiradiatus is the source of this 2445-nucleotide messenger RNA. RefSeq names its product NDC80 kinetochore complex component (gene ndc80). Gene Ontology annotation, cellular component: Ndc80 complex. Gene Ontology annotation, biological process: attachment of mitotic spindle microtubules to kinetochore. Bases 132 to 2054 code for a protein of 640 amino acids. The transcript is spliced from 17 exons. The record is from RefSeq and is a predicted model, not a curated record. NCBI's taxonomy places the organism in Eukaryota, Metazoa, Chordata, Actinopteri, Cyprinodontiformes, Goodeidae.
UGCACGCCGUACAGACGUGACGUCAUUGCUAUUCGUAUUUUGGAUUGUUUUCGCGGGUUGACUAAAAAAAAAAAAAGGCCGUAUAAACGGUUCAUUUUGUAAACAUUAAGUUGUUAUAAAGCUGCGGGGAUAUGGAUCGUGGACGGCUUAGCCGAGCAAGCAGCAGACAGUCGGAGAUACCGAUGAGGGUCCAAGACAGCAACAGGAUGAGCAUGGUGUACACAACGCCUCAGAGUAAACAGCCUUCCUUUGGAAAGCUCAGCCUAUCCAAACCCUCAUCUGUGACCUCUGAAAGGAGGACCAGCUUUUUUGGGCCCCGGACUAGUGGUGCCAGCAUGCAUCUCAACAGUAUCAUGCCAGGGUUUGGAGGAACUGAGAAGCUCAAAGAUGCUAGACCCCUCCAUGAUAAAUCCUUUGUUCAGCAAUGUAUCAGGCAGCUGCAUGAGUUCUUGACAGAACAAGGUUACCCGGGUAUGUUGUCAGCCAAAACUCUUCAGUCGCCCUCUACCAAGGAGUUUGUAAAGAUGUUUGAGUUCAUUUACUGCCAGCUCGAUCCGACGUUCAAGAUGCCAAACUCCAAAGUGGAAGAGGAGGUUCCAGCUAUGCUCAAAGCAUUGAGGUAUCCUUUUGUUCUCUCCAAGUGCUCAAUGUAUUCGGUUGGAGCUCCACACACCUGGCCUCAGGCCCUGGGUGCUCUCAUGUGGCUCAUAGAUAACGUCAUGAUCAGCUGGAGUUUGAAUAAGCAGGAGCUUCUGUUGAGUGAGUUCUGUGAGGAGGCAGACAUAAUCGAGGAAGGGGCCGAGUAUAACAAGCUUUUCCUUGACUACAUGGCUGAUACCUACUCCAAGUUCAUGCACGGCGAAGAUGUUUUUGAGGAUGAAGAUGAGGCGUUCUUCACCAAACUGAAGCGGCUUUACAACAUUGAUGAGGCUCUGCUGGAAUCGAUGGAGGAGAAACACAGGUUCCUCAGUGUGGAAGUGGGGCGUCUGGAGAAAGAGAAUCAGGCAGAUCCUCUGAUGGCGAAGAGGAUGGAGAAGGUGAAACUGCAGACGGACCUUAAUAAGCUGCAGAGUUAUCGAAGCAACAUGGAGUCAUUUAAAGGCAACCUGGAGAAGAAAGCCUUAGAACUGACUGAAGAGCUGGAGACCACUGUCAGUCAUCUGGAGACUCUAAAGCAGGAGAGGAACGAGCUUCAGCACCUCCUGCAGAACCAAAAGUUUACUCCAUCUGAUGUGGAGAGGAUCAACAGAGAGAAGAGCGAGCUUCAGCAGACCAUCACCAGUCUCAGCAAGUCUCUUGAGGACGCCGAACAACAUAGGUGGAACGAAGAAAUUGCUCUGGCGAAAGUGAUGGAGACGGUGGAGCUGAAGCUGACCGAGUACAACAAGCUGGCCCGAAAGCUGAAGCUGAUUCCUCUCUCCGCAGAAAACGCCUGCGGCCACGAUUUUGAAAUCAGGUCGUUUGAAUGUGGAUCCGGCAGCGGAGUUCAGCAUAAAACACAGAUCCAGAUCCUUCUGAGAAAGCUGAUCAGUAAUGUCGAGGAAGAAAACAGCCGAUUAACAAACCUAAAACUAAGCCUGGAGGAGUCGUCUGAACAAGUCAGUUCCAACAUCGUGGAUAUGUUCAACGAUCUAAAGCAGAUCAGAGAGCAGAUCCGCAAGCUGGAUGAACGGCUGGAUGGUAACAUGCAGGAGCUGGCCCGAGAGGAGCAGGAGUGGGCAUCAGAGAUGGAGUCUUUGGAAAACCACCGCAAGCUUCUUGAGAAGAAGAUUAAUUAUGGCUAUGAUGAGGCUGUGCAACAACUGAAGGCAGAACAACAACAGUACCACCUCGUCGUACAGGAGACGAACGAAGAGAGGAGAACAGUGGCCAAUAACCUAGCUUCUGUAUUUACAACAGCUGCAAACUAUCUGUCCAUUACUGAGAAGCAUCUGGAGGAUCUGCACAGCAAAGUGCAACGCAUCUGCUGCAAGGCCGUCGAAGAGGACAAGGCAGCUGUUCAGAAGCUGUGGGAGCUUUUAAAGAGCUCCCAGUCUGCGACUAACUGUUUAUAAAGAAAAAUAAUAUCUACCUGCUUCUGUGUUUGUACAAAAGAUUCCCUCCCACCAGCUCUGUUUCAAUUUGUAAAUAUAUGUUAUAUAUAACUUUAUGUUGUUAUUUCAAGUUUUCAGCUCCUGUAUUUGGAUUUUCUACUGAAAAUGCUAAAAUCUAUCAAACAACACCAACAUUUUAAAGUGCUUUUUCUGUGUCCUUUAGUCAGGAUUCCUUUUCUUUCCUUAGUUCCUAGAUAUGUGAUGCUGCAAUAAACCACUAGAUGGCAGCACAGUUUUACUGACCGCUCAGACUUCUCUGUUGGUUUUGUGUUGGCUGAAAGUCAGUCUGUUUUGUUAAUUUUUAUAAAUAAAUAAAAAUCUGCUAAAUAAACUUAUGAUAUUAAAUAUUUAA